Betta splendens (Siamese fighting fish) is the source of this 5258-nucleotide messenger RNA. RefSeq names its product Rho GTPase activating protein 46a (gene arhgap46a). Gene Ontology annotation, molecular function: GTPase activator activity; protein binding. The transcript is spliced from 9 exons. Lineage: Eukaryota; Metazoa; Chordata; Actinopteri; Anabantiformes; Osphronemidae. Gene Ontology annotation, cellular component: cytoskeleton; cytoplasm. The record is from RefSeq and is a predicted model, not a curated record. Gene Ontology annotation, biological process: signal transduction. The coding region runs from base 1108 to 4053 and encodes 981 amino acids.
UCUCUCUCUCUCUCUCUCUCUGUCUGUCUUCCAAAGGACCUCGUCAGACAGGAAACAGUGGUCACUACUAUCUCAGGGUCAGUCCUCAUAAAAUACGUCACCCACCCACCAUGGACAGAAAAACACAUGCUUUUUAGAGACAUAGUAUGAACCAAAGCAGUUUUAAUGAGUGAUCAGCAAGAUUUAAUUUGUUUUUGUAUGAUAAAUGAAGCAGGUUCUGCGUGUGAGGUCUACUACUGUGUUCUUUGGCCAGCCAAUUGCAAGAAAGCCAUUGAUGUUUUAGUGUGCGAGUUGUUCAUGUCAUAGCAAACCAGUGCUAAAUACUCAGCUGUGUGUCAGCUACCGAGGUGGAAACGAGCAUCCGCAUCACCUCCCUAGUUUAGCAAGGCCAAAGUGAGAAAACAUACACAGUUUCAAAGAGGAAAAACAAUGGCCUCCUACAUUUACAGCCUGUCACCUUUUAGUCCCCUUCUCUUCGCCCUGUAUAACCAUACAUACUCACACUUCCCUGUUACAGAUAAACAGUGGAUGUUUGAGGUGAAUCCCAUCUGUCAGAGCCUCCUGUUUUCACGUGUUUGCGUGUGCAUUAUGUGUUAGGUAGCGAACUCUCGAUUGGAGUCAUGUCGGUGAGGUGAAGGCUUUGGCGUGUUACCAACAAACGUGGCAAGCUGUCCUAAAGUUCAGUCAAGCGCGUGAGAACCAGCUGGUUAUAAGCCUUGUCUUCGCUGUGAUAACUUACCAGGACUGUUGAGACGAGACCCUGUUUACAUUCAAACCAAUUAAGCCGUGUGACUCAUUCUAUAGGCUGGUGUGACGUAUAGGUCUGAGAGAGGGAACUAAAGGAAGUUUGCAGUUGGCUCUAGGACCUCAGGGGAAUUGUUUUCUGCAUUGUUCCAAAGAGAUGUGGGAAGGAGAUGGGGGUCACUCCACCUCUCUCUCUCCUCCCCCUGCGUCCUCUUCCUGCUGUUACAGACCAACUAUCAAAUGAGUCAGUGCUCUUGGAAAAGGGAAGCCUUUGAGCCUCGAGCUCUACACGUCUUUGUGUUUAUGUUUGGAUUAACAAGGACAGAAGGUGAUCAGCUUUGAUGUAAUUAAUUACUCCCCUGGAUGUUAGGUAGUGCUUGGGAGGAGCAAAGUGAUGCUUCUCAGAGAUGGCAACCGGUGCCAGGUUCUAAGGCAGCCAUGUUGGUGAAAGUGAACAGCAUGAGUCGAAGCCAUCCUAGCCCUUCAGUGCAGCAGCAUCUUCAGAACAGUGCACACAGCAAGGCCAACACCUUCCACCUACUUCCCUCCAGCAGCAGUGUUCAAGCAGGACACUUAGGCUCCACUCAAGGAUACAAAACUGCCCCUUCGGGCAAAAUGGCAUCCGACACACGUCAGGCCCAUCACUUGAGAAAAGCCAGCAAUGGUAGCUUUUGUUUAGUGCCAUCAGGUAGUAGCCACCCCAGUCCACUCCUUCACAGGUCGCAGACCAGCACACCCUGUCCUGUCUCUCAGUAUGGUUGCACUGUCCCAAUUUAUGAUGAACCAGUUUCAGAAUGCCCAAUAUAUGAUGAACCCCCAGUAGACAUGGAGGUAGAGGGAGCCCACCUGUACAACGGACAACUUCCGUCUCGCCUGACUCCUACCCAUAGCCUCCAAAAGCCCAGACUCCUUCAGCAUCCUGGUUCAGGUCAUCCAGGGUCCAGACACAGGAGGAAUGCUUCUUCCUCUGAUUACAGCCCAGCUGGUUUGGAAUGCAUUAAGCACAUGGUUAAUGUGGAUCCUAAACAAGGACACCUGCCUGGCUCUCCUGUAUUACCACGUGCCCCUUCCCCUAACAAACAGGAUUCUAUAUUAACCCAGCCUCACCAACAGUCACGUCCCCAGUCUCAGGCUCACUCUGUGCCACAGGUUCGAGGUUAUGUGCGGGACAGAGAACCAGGGACGCCAGGCCCAAGUACACUGGAUAAGAAACAAAAUUGGCGGGUUCUAGAAGCUACUGUGCAGCGUGCGAUGGAUGCACGGCACAGCAGACAGAGCAGCCAGGCCUCCCAGGACUUUGCUUCAUCAACCCCUCAAGCCACAGCAAACUAUCAAGACUCUGGUUAUUCCACUGGCCCUUCCCCAAGUCUGAGAAGAAAGAGUAGGAGGAGAGUAGGAGCCGGUGGUGGAGUCGGUGGCAGACCAGGAUCUGUAGGCAGCAGUGGGGAGCUUUGUGCCCUAAAUGAAAGGUUGAUGGCAGAGAUGAGGGAGGUUGUGAGUCGUUCAAACACCAUGAGGGAGGUCAGAGCAGGGCUGGACCCAGAGAUGGGAGAGAGGGUUGUUGUACCUCGGACACGCUCCCCUGCAGACUCACUCAAAUGGUAUGGCGGUGGGGCAGGAGGGCCAGGGGGCAGGUGUGCAUCUCGAGAAGACCUCACUGGGACUCCCCGCCCACUGAAUAGGACCAGUAACCAUUGCAACCCCACCCUGACUCCUCUGGAGAUGCCAGGGAGGCAAAAAAGGACCUAUGAAAAGGUUGACACCUUGGACAUGAGUGUAAAUAGCCAAGCCAGUCUGUCCUCACCAGACACACCAGGACCACCCUCCCAGGCAGGCACUCUAGAGUUGCAGGUUCAGUUGGAGAAUCGGAAAAAAGGCAUGGUGGAUGGCAGGACCGCUUCCUUGGGGCCCCACCGCUCUUCUAACCACGACAGUAGAGAUGGCGGUGAUGGUACGACUGGAUCCUCCUACCAGCUCUCCUAUGCCACCCUAAGGCAACCCCCACCUCCUGACAUGGGAAUGGAAGACUGGGCCAGCAAGCACCUCAACAUGCAUACCCAAGGCCUGUUUCGUCGCCGUGUUUCUAUUGCUAAUAUGCUGUCAUGGAACCGUGGAUCCAUUAAAAAGCCCAUGCUCGUUACCAGCAACCAAGCUGUUAGAAAGGAGGCCUGCGAGAUGUUCAAGCUGGUACAGGCCUACAUGGGAGACAGACCUUCACGUCUGGACCGUCGCCACUGUGCCCUGCUCAUUGUCACUAAGUGCUGGGACAUGCCAGGUCUACGGGACGAGCUGUACGUGCAGCUGGUAAGGCAGACCACUGGCAACGCCAGCCCCAGAAGCUUGGCAGCAGGCUGGGAGCUAAUGGCUGUGAGCUUGGCCUUCUUUGCUCCCUCUCCCAAGUUCCGCUGCUACCUGGAGGGCUACAUCCAGAGACACACGGAACCCACCAGCGACAAGAAAUGUGAGUCUCAGACUGAGCAACAGGUGACUCAGUUCAUAUUGGAACAGCAGGAACUGAAGCUGAAGAAGAAUUCAAAGUCCAGAAAGAAGCGAAAGCAGAACACGGAUGAGGAAGAGGGUCUACCUAUCAGCACGUUUGCCAAAUUCUGCCAUCGUAAACUGCAAAAGGUUGCCAUCACCGGAGGCAAAAAGGGGCUGCGUAAGCCCACCUUGGAAGAGAUCGACCACAGUAGGCGUGCCAUUGUCACCCCCUCCCUGUUUGGCAGCUCCCUCGAGGAGGUGAUGGAGAGACAGAGCGAGCUCUUUCCAGACAGGAAACUGCCCUGGGUUCAGGUUCAGCUUUCCCAGUAUGUGCUGGCUUUAGGUGGGGCUCAGACCGAGGGCAUCUUCAGAGUCCCUGGAGACAUUGAUGAAGUCAAUGCGUUGAAGCUCCAAGUAGACCAGUGGAGGAUCCCAGAGAAUCUCUCUGACCCUAAUGUUCCCGCAUCUCUUAUGAAGCUUUGGUAUCGGGAGCUAGAGGAACCUCUCAUCCCCAUGAACUUCUACAAACAGUGCGUCAGUAACUGUGAUGACCCAGCAUCAGCCAUAACUGUGGUGCAGUCUUUGCCUGAACUCAACAGACUGGUGCUCUGUUACUUCAUCCACUUCCUGCAGGUGUUUGCCCAACCAUCUAAUGUGGCUAUAACCAAGAUGGAUGUGAACAACCUGGCCAUGGUGAUGGCCCCCAAUUGCCUCAGGUGCCAGUCAGAUGACCCACGGAUCAUCUUUGAGAACACACGCAAGGAGAUGUCCUUCCUGAGGAUGCUCAUCGUCCACCUGGACACCAGCUUUAUCGAAGGGGUGGUGUAGACACCAUGAGCCACAGAGCCUACUUCAGCUAUGUCUAGUUACACAUUACAUAAGUAUGAAUAAACACUGCCUCUGGCUCAAAAGACACUGGAAAUUGUUGGGAUGAGAUAUUACACCUCUUACAGCAUAAGGAGCAUAAGAAAAGUUUGGACUUUGCACUUUUGUGCUCUCCUCUCUUACUGUAAGACCGUACACAUCACCAUAGGUUUCACUGUGUUCAUAGUCAAGAAAUCUGAGUCUUACAGUAUUUACUUCAGUUCAGAAGUAAUCGCUUGCACAAAAUCCGUAAAGAUAGCUUAGUUGCUCUACUUUAAGUUUUUUGUUUUUUUGUUUUUUUUUUAGCGUGUGAACGAUAUUGUCAGUGUGAACAAAAAAUCUAGCCUUUUAUUAUGUACAGUAAAACUAAAAAUAUGUCUUUCAAAGGUGUAUCACUAAUAAGCUUGUCUGUGCUGAGUAUUUGUAUUGAUAGCUUGUCUCAUCAUAUGUUAUUUUAUGAAACAAAAGGAUCCACGCCACCGCAUCCUGCGUGAUCUGAACGAGACUGCAUCUCAAAGCGCAAACUGGAAGCAUGUGUGGAAAAGCUCUUUCUUAAGGAUGGUGGCGAUAUUCUCUUUGAAUAAACUUGCAAGUGCUUUGACAAGAUAAACAAGAGUGCAGUCAUUACAGUGUUUGUCAUGGUGAUUUGGGAGGCUGGUUAUUCGGCUGUAUUCUUUCUCUGUUGUCUAUAAAAAAAGUUAGAAUUGUGUUUAUAUUUGUGAUCUGGAUGUUUUUUGCCUCAGGUCUUACAAUAAAAACGGGUGUUGUGGUAAUUGUACACGAUCGCUUUAACAUUUAAUUAAUCUGCUACAAACCCCUUUACUGAAAAUGGACAGCUGUUCAACCGUCGGGCACUAUGAAAAUGUUAAUAAAGCUUUUCUUCUCCCCUGUCAGGCUUUGCAGAUGUAAAUAUAUUUAGCUUGUAAAUAGUAAUAACUCAAGUGUAGUUUAAUGAUCCCGGUUAAAGGUGAAGUUAACUGUUUGCUUUUAAAAGCAAUUAAAAAGGUGUUUUUGUAUUUAACCGUUCGCAUUUCCCUGCCGUAACCGCCUGCUACACAAGACUGAUUCAGACCACUGUCUGUGUGUGUGUAUAUAUAUGUGUGUGUGAUUACAAACAUCCCCGGUAAAAUAUGGAGUUGCUGUCCAUAAUAAAGGUUUGUUCAACUGCA